CGCGCGGCUUGACAUUAUAAACUAGUGUAAGUUUCGCGCGCUGCUGGAAACGUUUGUUCGAAACACGUAUUAUUAUCGUGUAUUGAGAGCACGACGAUGUAGUUAAAAUUGGACGAGCAAACGCAAAGCAGGAGAUUAUAAAUACCGGAUCACGUUUUGAGUGUGGCCGAUUCUUUUGUCGUUGGUGAAGAAAAAGUGAAGGUGCUUUUGCGUUUUUGUUAUUAUCAUCGACUUAUCGCGUCGAUUGCACAAAAUGAACGUUUGGAUUUUUCUAAUCGUCGCUCUGCACUCGAUAAGCGGAUUGAAGCUGAUAUCCGAGGCUGCCAGUAUCGCUAAUUACGGCAAAGGAAAAUAUCCUCCGCUGUGUCCCUUCAAGCUGUGCAUCUUACCGAGUAAAGUGAAUUUCGACGUUAUUAUCGGCGGUAUAGCAGACUCCGACCAUUAUAAUGUGUUCGCACGUCCGACCAGAAACUUCGUCAUCAAUAUCAUCUACUUUGUCAUGAAUCGAAACAAAGUCACCUCCGAUGAUAAAGUCGUUAAAUCCGAUGACGAAGUCGCGGAAUCGGCUCCCGUUACAGAAGCCAUCGAAGCCAUCGAAGCCAUCGAAGCCGAGAAAGAUAACGAGCGUAAACAGAACGAAGGUUCAUCGAGGCCGAAACGAGACAUCUGCUACUUCAAAAUCUGCAGCAUGAAUCCACCCAGCGGAUCCUCGACGACUCCAAAGCCGAAUUAAGCUGCUGCGAGAUACUCACUGUAUAUAAGCCGCAAUAAAACGUAAAGCUGCAAAAAGCUA
This is a messenger RNA of Nasonia vitripennis (jewel wasp), 793 nucleotides long. RefSeq lists its product as uncharacterized. The coding region runs from base 254 to 733 and encodes 159 amino acids. The record is from RefSeq and is a predicted model, not a curated record. The transcript is spliced from 3 exons. NCBI's taxonomy places the organism in Eukaryota, Metazoa, Arthropoda, Insecta, Hymenoptera, Pteromalidae.